CACACUUAUUCUUCUUCUUCUUCUUCUCAGCUAAACUCCGGAAAUCUGGAAAUGGCUCACGGCGAGUUGGCCUCGGCCACCGAGACCCCAAAAUCAUUGCCACCCACUCCACAUUUUACUCCAAACUUCUCAAUGCUACUCUCCCCAACCAACUUCGCUCCGUUCCUCAGAUCACCAUCACCCUCAUCUUCUCACAAUAAGAAGCCCCAUUUCGCUCUUCCCGACAUUCAAUCCUCAAUAGCUUCCGCAACCCAAUUCCUCCACUCAUUGGCUUCGCAAAACCCAUUUCUCAACAAACUAAUCUCCUUCCACGCCGAAUUCCAUAGCUUCUGCCACCAGGUUCAGAGCAUGAGGUGCAGGAAGCUGAAGAGUUUGUCCACUCAUAAUUUCGCGGCGGUUUUACCGGGAGAUUCAGUGGCCGGUCUUGUCGUUGCAAAUGGGGUCUCCAACUUCUUGAACUUAUACAACACUCUUUUGGUCUGCAGGCUUGUGUUGACCUGGUUCCCUAACUCCCCUCCUGCCAUUGUCGGCCCUCUCAGCACAAUAUGUGACCCUUACUUGAACAUAUUCCGGGGGCUAAUCCCGCCGCUCGGAGGCACAUUGGACCUCUCCCCCAUUCUGGCAUUCUUGGUUCUGAAUGCCUUUACGAGCACAGCUGCCGCGCUACCAGCGGAGCUUCCAGCGUCACUGCCAGCUUCCCAAGAACUCAGUGCGUCGUCUACAACAGGAAUUACUCACCUCACUACGCCGCAGAGGAAAUGGAUUACUAGGCUUCAGGGCAGCAAAACAAAGAGUUGAGUUAGUAACGACUUACCUCUUUUGUAAUAUUCCAGUGAGUACUAGACACUAAAUGUACGGCUUUCUUUCUACUAGGCUGAACUGAAGAAUUUUUCGCCUUGAUAUUUAUAGGGUAGAAAUUUCUUUCAUUUGCUGCUGUCUAUUUGAAAAUGAAAAUGUGUACAUUAAGCAUGACUGGAUAUGUUAAGCUUAUGAUUUGU
Argentina anserina (silverweed cinquefoil) is the source of this 998-nucleotide messenger RNA. Its product is annotated as ylmG homolog protein 2, chloroplastic. The record is from RefSeq and is a predicted model, not a curated record. The transcript has 3 exons. The coding region runs from base 52 to 798 and encodes 248 amino acids. Lineage: Eukaryota; Viridiplantae; Streptophyta; Magnoliopsida; Rosales; Rosaceae. Gene Ontology annotation, biological process: chloroplast fission. Gene Ontology annotation, cellular component: membrane.